CGUAUAUCUUUUGUGCUGCUGUGUUGUGUAACAUAAUUUUUCAUUUACACAUUAGUCUGUGAUAACGAUUAAAAAUGCCAUAUUGCUGUGUGCCUGAAUGUAAAAAAUGCACAAGGAAAGGAGUAAAGAUUUUUAUGGCUCGUUUCCCAACAGAUUCAGAAAGAAAACAGAUUUGGAUUGCUAACAUAGGCAAAGAUAAUUGGAAUAAGACAACAGAUUUAUAUGUAUGUGAGACACAUUUUGCGAAUGAAAUGUGGGAGAAAGCACGCGUUGACGGAAAAAAGAAAUUAAAAGGCAAUGCUCUGCCCACAAUUUUCCCUGCUCGAUUGAAAAGAAGUAACACAUCUAUUAUUACAAAUGAUAAAAUGAAUGAAUCUUCAGAAAGUCAACCUAGUGCGUUUGAAACAUUUAAUGUUUAUGAAGACAAGCAACAGGACUGUCUCGAAGCAGAUGUUCCUGAUGUUAUUCCAUUGACAUCGAGUAAUGUUGCAGAUCUCUCCAUUCCUACCCAUUCAAAGAAAAUAUGUAACGAAGAUAUUAAUGAAGUUGAACGAUUAAAUAAUAAUUGUGAACAAUUAAAGAAACAGCUGGAGGAAGCAAAUAAAAAAGUGGAUUUGGCCAAUAAAAUUAUAUUGAAAAGUAACAUAUCCAACAAUGUCUUAAAAAAGCAUAUUAAGAGGUUGACACAAAUGAAAAACAAUUCAAAAACCCAGCACAAUUAUGUGAAAUUGAAAUCAUCACUGAAGCAAAUAUUUAAUGAUGACCAAAUAGAAGCUCUCGAGCGUCGAUCCUCACGCGGCCACAAGUGGUCUAACGAUACGAUAAAAAAAGCACUUCGAUUAAAGUUUUCCUGUGGUUCCAGUGGAUAUCAAGAAUUACUGAAGGAAAAACUGCCUCUACCAUGCGAACGUACCCUUCGAAGGAAAUUGGAAAGUAUUCAAUUUGAGGAGGGAAUUUGUGACGAUAUUUUUAAAUUAUUACAAGACAAAGUUGCUCAAUUUAAAGACGUUAGAGAAAAAGAUUGCUCACUUGUACUAGACGAAAUGUCUAUUGCUCCAGGUCAACAAUUUGAUCCAUCCACACAGUCAUUUUAUGGAACUGCAUCGUUUUGCACGC
Messenger RNA from Trachymyrmex cornetzi, 1116 nucleotides. RefSeq lists its product as uncharacterized. NCBI's taxonomy places the organism in Eukaryota, Metazoa, Arthropoda, Insecta, Hymenoptera, Formicidae. The transcript is spliced from 5 exons. The annotation marks the transcript as partial. The record is from RefSeq and is a predicted model, not a curated record.